GGACUACAAUCCCCGCAGCCCAUAUAAAGAGCUUGAGCUGCGAGGAGGGGGCCAGAGCCGGGAGAGGAGCAUGGAUGCGCGGCGGAGCGGGAGCAGCCAGGGCAGCAGGCGACUUCUGUGAGGCCGGGACACCUUGGCGUUGACACCGAGGAUUCCAGGAUCAGCGAACAUGUCGGACAAGAUGUCGAGUUUUCUCCACGUGGGGGAUAUCGUGUCCCUGUAUGCCGAGGGGUCGGUGAACGGAUUUAUCAGCACGUUGGGUUUGGUGGACGACCGUUGUGUGGUACAGCCUGAAGCCGGGGACCUCAAUAACCCACCCAAAAAGUUUCGAGACUGCUUGUUCAGGCUCUGCCCCAUGAACAGAUAUUCUGCACAGAAACAAUUCUGGAAAGCUGCAAAGCCCGGCGCCAGUAGUACGACCGACACCGUCCUGCUCAACAAACUACAUCAUGCAGCAGAUUUGGAAAAAAAGCAGAAUGAGACGGAGAAUCGAAAGCUCUUGGGGACAGUUAUCCAGUAUGGAAAUGUUAUCCAGAUGCUUCAUUUGAAGAGUAACAAGUAUCUGACGGUGAACAAGAGGCUCCCUGCGCUGCUGGAGAAGAACGCCAUGCGAGUGACACUGGAUGAGGCUGGGAAUGAAGGCUCCUGGUUCUACAUCCAGCCGUUUUACAAGCUCCGCUCUAUCGGGGACAGUGUGGUGAUCGGAGAUAAAGUUGUCCUUAACCCAGUAAAUGCUGGGCAGCCUCUACAUGCCAGUAGUCAUCAGCUGGCAGAUAACCCAGGAUGCAAUGAGGUUAAUUCUGUGAAUUGUAACACAAGUUGGAAGAUUGUUCUGUUCAUGAAGUGGAGCGACAACAAGGAUGACAUCUUGAAGGGGGGCGAUGUGGUUCGGCUCUUCCAUGCCGAGCAGGAGAAGUUCUUGACGUGUGACGAGCACAGGAAGAAGCAGUACGUGUUUCUCAGGACGACAGGGCGGCAGUCGGCCACUUCGGCUACCAGCUCCAAGGCUUUGUGGGAAGUCGAGGUGGUGCAGCAUGACCCAUGUAGAGGUGGCGCGGGCUACUGGAACAGUCUCUUUAGGUUCAAGCAUCUUGCAACUGGGCAUUACCUGGCAGCAGAGAUGGACGCAGAACAGGACCCCACCCGUGCCCGGCUCUGCAUGGACUCUGAGAAGAUCAAGUGUACAUUGGUGUCUGUCCCUGAAGGCAAUGAUAUCUCUUCCAUCUUUGAGCUAGACCCUACCACCCUCCGAGGUGGAGACAGCCUGGUGCCAAGGAACUCGUAUGUUCGGCUGCGUCAUCUCUGCACCAACACCUGGGUCCACAGCACCAAUAGCCCUAUAGACAAGGAUGAGGAGAAGCCGGUCAUGCUAAGGAUUGGUACGUCACCCAUAAAGGAGGACAAGGAAGCCUUCGCCAUAGUUCCCGUCUCACCUGCCGAGGUGCGAGAUCUGGAUUUUGCCAACGAUGCCAGCAAAGUUCUGUCUUCCAUUGCGGGAAAGUUGGAGAAAGGAACGAUCACCCAGAAUGAGAGAAGGGCUGUGACCAAGCUCCUGGAGGAACUGGUCUACUUUGUGACUGCUGGGGUGAAUUCUGGUCAGGAUGUCCUGGAGGUUCUGGUGAACAAACCCAACCGUGAGCGUCAGAAGCUGAUGCGGGAGCAGAAUAUCCUAAAACAGAUCUUCAAGCUGCUGCAGGCGCCGUUUACAGACUGCGGGGAUGGUCCGAUGCUGCGGCUGGAGGAGCUCGGAGAUCAGCGGCACGCACCUUUUAGACAUAUAUGCCGACUCUGCUACCGAGUACUAAGGCAUUCGCAGCAAGACUACCGGAAAAAUCAGGAAUACAUCGCCAAGCAGUUUGGGUUCAUGCAGAAGCAGAUCGGUUAUGAUGUUUUGGCAGAAGACACAAUCACGGCUCUGCUACACAAUAACCGCAAGCUGUUGGAGAAGCACAUUACGGCGGCCGAGAUCGACACCUUCGUCAGCCUAGUGAGAAAGAACCGCGAACCAAGGUUUCUGGAUUAUCUGUCGGAUCUCUGUGUUUCUAUGAAUAAAUCCAUCCCGGUCACUCAGGAGUUAAUCUGUAAGGCGGUGCUGAACCCGGCCAAUGCCGACAUCCUCAUCGAGACCAAGCUAGUUCUAUCUCGUUUUGAGUUUGAAGGCCUGAACACUGGCGAUAACCCUCUGGAAGCUGGAGAGGAUGAGGAGGAGGUUUGGCUUUUCUGGAGGGACAGCAAUAAGGAGACUCGCAGUAAGAGCAUCCGAGAACUGGCUCAAGACGCCAAAGAGGGUCAGAAAGAAGAUCAAGACGUCCUGAGCUACUACAGAUACCAACUCAACCUGUUUGCCCGGAUGUGUCUGGACCGCCAGUAUCUGGCCAUUAACGAGAUCUCAGGGCAAUUGGACGUUGACCUCAUUUUGCGCUGUAUGGCUGAUGAGAACCUGCCGUUUGAUCUGCGGGCGUCCUUCUCCCGCCUGAUGCUUCAUAUGCAUGUGGACCGGGACCCGCAGGAACAGGUGACGCCAGUGAAGUACGCCCGCUUGUGGUCAGAAAUACCAUCGGAGAUCGCCAUUGACGACUAUGACAGCAGCGGGACCUCCAGGGAUGAUAUAAAAGAGCGUUUUGCUCAGACCAUGGAGUUUGUGGAAGAAUACCUGCGUGAUGUAGUCGGGCAGAGGUUUCCUUUCUCGGACAAGGAGAAGAACAAGCUGACCUUCGAGGUGGUGAACUUGGCACGUAAUCUCAUCUACUUUGGCUUUUACAACUUCAACGACCUCCUCCGACUGACGAAGAUCCUUCUGGCUAUCCUGGACUGUGUGCACCUGGCGGCCAACUUCCCUUCUAACAAAAUGGGCAAAGGGGAUGAAAAGCAAGGGGGCAGUAAUGUGAUGCGCUCCAUACAUGGUGUCGGGGAGCUCAUGACACAGGUAGUCCUGCGCGGUGGAGGCUUCCUCCCAAUGACCCCGUUGGUGGCACCUGAGGGAGCCAUCAAACCUCAACGGGAACCUGAGAAGGAGGACAUACUGGUGAUGGACACGAAGCUGAAGAUUAUAGAAAUUUUACAGUUCAUUCUCAAUGUCCGUCUGGAUUACCGCAUCUCCUGCCUCCUCUGCAUCUUCAAGAAUGAAUUUGAUGAGAGCAACGCUCAGAGCAGCGAUGGUUCAGAAACCACCACAGUAGUGCCAGGAGCUCUGGAUUUUGAGCACAUUGAGGAGCAGGCAGAAGGAAUCUUUGGAGGAAGUGAGGAGAACACUCCUUUGGACUUGGACGAUGAUGGUGGGCGCACGUUUCUACGUGUCUUGCUCCACCUCACAAUGCACGACUACCCCCCACUAGUGUCAGGAGCCCUGCAGCUCCUCUUCCGCCACUUCAGCCAGCGCCAGGAGGUUCUGCAGGCAUUUAAACAGGUCCAGCUCCUUGUGACCAGCCAAGAUGUGGAUAACUACAAGCAAAUAAAGCAAGACUUGGAUCAGCUGAGGUCCAUCGUGGAGAAGUCUGAGCUCUGGGUGUACAAGGGGUCGGGUCCAGAAGAGGCUCCAGAGCCAUCCGCUACAGCCGCAGGGGGCAAGGAUGAGCAAUCAAAGACCCCGAAAAAACCAGAGACUACAAGCAGCUACAACUACAGGGUAGUCCGUGAGAUCCUCCUACGUCUCAGCAAGCUCUGUGUGCAGGAAAACACGUCGGGCCGGCGAAACCGCAAACAGCAGCAGCGUCUCUUGCGUAACAUGGGGGCGCACGCGGUGGUCCUGGAGCUGCUGCAGAUCCCAUACGAAAAGACCGAGGACACGCGGAUGCAGGAGAUCAUGAGAAUCGCACACGAGUUCUUGCAGAACUUCUGCGCAGGGAACCAACAGAACCAGACGCUGCUGCACAAACACAUCAACCUGUUCCUGACGCCUGGAAUUUUGGAAGCAGUCACCAUGCAGCACAUCUUCAUGAAUAACUUCCAGCUGUGCAGUGAGAUUAACGAGCGCGUCGUCCAGCACUUCGCUCACUGCAUCGAGACGCACGGACGCAGCGUUCAGUAUAUUAAGUUUCUGCAGACGAUUGUGAAGGCUGAAGGACGGUUCAUUAAGAAGUGCCAGGAUAUAGUCAUGGCGGAGCUGGUGAACUCCGGUGAGGACGUCCUGGUCUUCUACAAUGACCGGGCAUCGUUCCAAACUCUGGUGCAGAUGAUGCGUUCUGAGAGGGAGAGGAUGGAUGAGAACAGUCCUCUGAUGUAUCACAUCCACCUGGUGGAGCUCCUGGCCGUGUGCACGGAAGGCAAGAAUGUCUACACCGAGAUCAAGUGCAACUCUCUGCUCCCACUGGACGACAUUGUCCGGGUGGUCACUCAUGAAGAUUGCAUCCCGGAGGUAAAGAUCGCCUACAUCAACUUCCUCAAUCACUGCUACGUCGAUACAGAAGUGGAAAUGAAGGAGAUUUACACCAGUAACCACAUGUGGAAACUGUUUGAGAAUUUCCUGGUGGACAUCUGCAGGGUUUGUAACAGCACCAGUGACCGGAAGCAUGCGGACCUAGUGCUGGAGCGAUAUGUGACGGAGACGGUGAUGAGCAUCGUUAACACCUUCUUCAGCUCUCCUUUCUCCGACCAGAGCACAACGCUGCAGACCCGGCAGCCGGUGUUUGUCCAGCUCCUGCAGGCCGUCUUCAGGGUCUAUCACUGUGGCUGGCUCCUUCCCUCCCAGAAGGCAUCGGUGGAGAGCUGCAUUCGGGUGUUGUCAGAUGUCGCGAAGAGCCGCGCCAUUGCCAUCCCUGUAGACCUCGACAGUCAGGUGAACAACUUAUUCCUGAAGAGUCAUAACAUUGUGCAGAAGACGGCCAUGAACUGGCGCAUGUCUGUGCGAAACGCGACCCGGCGGGACUCGGUGCUGACUGCUUCACGGGACUAUCGCAACAUCAUUGAGCGGCUGCAGGACAUCGUCUCUUCUCUGGAGGACCGGCUGCGGCCACUGGUUCAGGCUGAACUUUCUGUACUUGUGGAUGUUCUGCACCGACCGGAGCUUCUGUUCCCAGAAAACACAGACGCCCGCAAGAAGUGUGAGAGCGGACAGUUCAUCUGCAAAUUAAUUCGACACACCAAACAACUUCUGGAAGAAAACGAGGAGAAGCUUUGCAUCAAGGUCCUGCAGACACUGCGGGAGAUGAUGGCAAAAGAUCGUGGUUAUGGAGACAAGGGUGAAGCUCUACGGGUGAUUUUGGUAAACCGUUACUACGGGAAUGUCAGGCAUGGCGGAAGACGGGAAAGCCUCACCAGCUAUGGGAAUGUUCCUGGAGGUGGUGGAAAAUCUGGCAGUGGAGCCUCCGUAGGAUUGGUGGGCCUAAGCCGAGGGGAGAUGAGUUUGGCUGAUGUUCAGUGUCAUCUGGAUAAAGAAGGGGCCUCGGAUCUGGUGAUUGACCUAAUCAUGAAUGCUACCAGUGACCGGGUCUUCCACGAGAGCAUCCUCCUUGCGAUAGCCCUGCUCGAGGGAGGCAACACCACUAUUCAGCAUUCCUUCUUCUGCCGGCUGACCGAGGACAAGAAAUCGGAGAAGUUCUUCAAAGUUUUUUUUGACCGGAUGAAAGUCGCGCAGCAAGAAAUUAAAGCCACGGUCACUGUGAAUACCAGUGACCUAGGGAGCAAGAAGAGGGAUGAGGAGCAUUCGGAGAGGGAGACCCCGCACCGGAAGACAGCUCGAGAAUCCAGCUCCCAGAUCACAGAGGAGGCCAAAGAGCAGCUUCUAGAGGCUUCGGUUGCCACCAAGAAGGCCUUCAGCACUUUCCGGAGGGAGGCAGACCCUGAUGAUCACUUCUCCUCUGGGGAUGGUGGACUGGCAGCUUCAGAGAAAGGAAAAGAUGAUCUGGAGAUGAGCGCGGUGAUCACCAUUAUGCAGCCGAUCCUGCGCUUCUUGCAACUGCUUUGUGAGAACCACAACCGAGACCUGCAGAAUUUCCUGCGCUGCCAGAAUAACAAAACAAACUAUAAUCUGGUCUGCGAGACCCUGCAGUUCCUUGACUGCAUCUGUGGAAGCACAACCGGUGGUCUUGGCCUACUGGGACUAUAUAUCAACGAGAAGAACGUUGCCCUCAUUAACCAGACACUGGAGAGCCUGACGGAGUACUGCCAGGGACCAUGCCAUGAAAACCAGAACUGCAUAGCGACCCACGAGUCUAACGGCAUCGAUAUCAUCACUGCACUGAUCCUCAAUGACAUCAACCCUCUGGGGAGGAAGAGGAUGGACUUGGUGUUGGAGCUCAAGAACAACGCCUCCAAGCUGCUGCUGGCCAUCAUGGAGAGCCGCCACGACAGCGAGAACGCCGAGCGAAUCUUGUAUAAUAUGAGGCCAAAAGAGCUGGUGGAGGUGAUCAAGAAGGCUUAUCUGCAGGGGGAGGUGGAGUUCGAGGAUGUGGAGAGCGGUGAGGAUCACGCUGCUUCUCCUCGCAAUGUCGGCCACAAUAUUUACAUCCUGGCACAUCAGCUUGCACGACACAACAAAGAGCUACAGCAAAUGCUGAAACCAGGAGUCCAAACAGGGGAUGGCGAUGAGGCCCUGGAAUUUUAUGCCAAACAUACAGCACAGAUAGAGAUUGUACGUCUUGACCGGACAAUGGAGCAGAUAGUCUUCCCUGUGCCGAGUAUAUGCGAGUUUCUUACCAAGGAGUCAAAACUACGAGUUUACUACACAACUGAAAGGGAUGAGCAAGGAAGCAAGAUCCAUGACUUCUUCCAAAGAUCAGAAGAUCUAUUCAAUGAAAUGAACUGGCAGAAAAAGCUACGAGCGCAGCAUGUCCUAUACUGGUGUUCUAGAAACAUGACCUUCUGGAGCAGCAUCUCAUUCAACCUGGCUGUGCUAAUGAAUCUUCUUGUUGCGUUUUUCUACCCCUUUGUUGGUGUACGAGGAGGAACACUGGAUUCCCGUCUCUCAGGUCUACUCUGGACAGCCAUGCUUGUUUCUUUAGCCAUAGUCAUUAUCCUUCCCAAGCCACAUGGAAUAAGAGCUUUGAUUGCUUCCACCAUUCUGCGACUCAUCUUCUCCAUUGGGCUCCAACCAACCUUGUUCCUUUUAGGGGCGUUCAAUGUGUGCAAUAAAAUAAUCUUCCUUACAAGCUUUGUGGGUAAUCGAGGCACCUUUACUCGAGGUUACGGCGCAAUGAUCUUGGAUGUUGAAUUUCUUUACCAUCUGUUGUAUCUUCUCAUCUGUGCUAUGGGGGUCUUUGUUCAUGAAUUCUUCUACAGUUUGCUGCUCUUUGAUCUAGUGUACCGAGAGGAGACUCUACUCAACGUGAUUAAGAGUGUGACUAGGAAUGGGCGGUCGAUUAUCCUGACUGCUGUGCUGGCGUUGAUUCUGGUCUAUCUGUUUUCCAUUGUGGGAUACCUUUUCUUUAAAGAUGACUUUAUACUGGAAGUGGAUAGAUUGCCAAAUGAGACAACCUUCCCAGAGGCUGGAAGCUCGAUGGCCCGAGAGCUCUUGUAUUCAGAAGUUUGCCGUUUGGAGUCGGGAGGUAACUGCACCCAAGAAGAGGUCUCAGAAGAUGUAGAGGAAGAAGAGAAAGAACAUACCUGUGAGACCCUACUGAUGUGCAUAGUGACUGUCCUUAGUCAUGGACUCAGAAGUGGUGGCGGUGUUGGAGAUGUUCUCCGGAAACCUUCCAAAGAGGAACCUCUGUUUGCUGCGCGUGUCAUCUACGAUCUGCUCUUCUUCUUUAUGGUCAUCAUUAUUGUGUUGAACUUGAUUUUUGGUGUCAUCAUUGACACUUUUGCUGACUUGAGAAGUGAGAAGCAGAAGAAAGAGGAAGUGUUGAAGACUACAUGUUUCAUUUGUGGGCUGGAACGUGACAAAUUUGACAAUAAAACUGUGACGUUUGAAGAGCACAUUAAGGAGGAACAUAACAUGUGGCACUAUUUGUUUUUUAUUGUACUGGUGAAAGUGAAAGACUCCACGGAAUACACUGGACCGGAAAGCUACGUGGCAGAAAUGAUAAAGGAUCGAAACCUUGACUGGUUUCCAAGAAUGAGGGCCAUGUCCCUUGUGAGCAGCGACUCUGAAGGUGAACAGAAUGAAUUAAGGAAUCUGCAGGAGAAGCUGGAAUCCACCAUGCGUCUGGUGACCUAUUUGUCCAGCCAGCUGAGUGAGCUUAAGGAUCAGAUGACAGAGCAACGGAAGCAAAAGCAGAGGAUUGGUCUCCUGGGGCAGCCGGCUCAUCUAAACCUCAAUCCCCAGCAACCGGCAUAGUGGACUGCAUCCAACGUGGCGUCUGCUUCUCCAUCCCUGGCAGUGUUUUGGGUGAAAUUUGUGCCAUCCGAGCCUGUUGUUCCACCCCACCCCCACCCCCCCUCCACCCCUUGUCCGCCACCACCACUACUGCUGCCACUCUCCCCAACCCACCUUUAUAGAACUGAUGGCGUCCAAGUCUAGUGCCAAAUGGUCUCGGGAAGGAACAGACUUUGCACUUGAGAAUCUAUAAAAUAAACUGACUUAAGAGGGAAAGCUCGUUUUUAUACUUCAAGAAUUCUAUUUAUGAGAAUUUACUUAUUUCCUUUUUUUUUUUUUUGUAAUUUAUGGCGUCUGUGUGUAUGGACCACUAUGUAUUAUAAUGCUCUAGUACCUUGUGUUGGGGGAUUGCCUCAGCCCCGCCAUUACCCCAUUAGAGGGAGACUUCUUUUUUUUUUUUGGCCCUGCACCCUUCAUGGAGAAUGGAUGCCCCAGGAGUGACCAAACCAGCAGUGGUUCUUCCCCUUGCUCCAUCUCCUCCAUUGGCCUCUCCUAUUUUUCCAUGCCGCUCCUGAGCAGGAUCCCUGACACACUGCUCCCAGCAGGCUUGCCGCUUUUGGACAUCCCCCUCUGAUGGGGGUGGACGGGCGCCGGCUCUUGACUCUUCCCUUAGUCGCUCUAUUUUGUACACAUUCUUUGUUUCUUGACACGGACGCUGCUCCCUGAGUUUUUGUUAAUGUGUAUGGUUGAGAUUAAAAGAAAAUGAAGCAGA
This is a messenger RNA of Bufo bufo (common toad), 8963 nucleotides long. It is a transcript of the gene ITPR1, whose product is annotated as inositol 1,4,5-trisphosphate receptor type 1. Gene Ontology annotation, molecular function: inositol 1,4,5 trisphosphate binding; inositol 1,4,5-trisphosphate-gated calcium channel activity. NCBI's taxonomy places the organism in Eukaryota, Metazoa, Chordata, Amphibia, Anura, Bufonidae. Gene Ontology annotation, cellular component: endoplasmic reticulum; membrane. Gene Ontology annotation, biological process: calcium ion transmembrane transport. The transcript is spliced from 58 exons. The coding region runs from base 170 to 8212 and encodes 2680 amino acids. The record is from RefSeq and is a predicted model, not a curated record.